Messenger RNA from Antechinus flavipes (yellow-footed antechinus), 1976 nucleotides. RefSeq names its product basic salivary proline-rich protein 1-like. The record is from RefSeq and is a predicted model, not a curated record. Lineage: Eukaryota; Metazoa; Chordata; Mammalia; Dasyuromorphia; Dasyuridae. The transcript has 2 exons. The coding region runs from base 263 to 1189 and encodes 308 amino acids.
GGGUCACUCCUGCCGUUAGCCCCUUGUUCCAAAGCCCCGACCGCCCCUCCCGGUGGCCUGUGCCAGGCUCCGUGAUAAGUGCGUUACAGCCGAGGAAAUUGAGGCAGACAGAGGCGCAGGGACUUUGCUCAGCCACAUCGCUACAAAGAGUCAGAGGCUGUGGGGGGUGGGGGGAGGCGGGAGCCACCUCCCUGCCUCCUACCAGGUGCUGAAUUCAUUAAUUUUGGUUAAUACCGGAGGAUCGACUGCCGGGAGGGGGUGGAUGGGGGAGCAGCCCGGACUAGCAGCGAGCCACCUCCGGCAAAUUCCUACCCCUGAGCCGGGGACCCCGCCCAGAAGGGGUGGGCACGCACCUCCCCCACACUGUGGGCUCUCCUCCCACUUCUACUCAUCUACGUCAGUUUCCAUCCCAGUCUGGGCUUAUCUUCUAGCUCUUACCUGUCCUAGGGCCGAGUCGCAGAGUGCUCCUACUAGGGCAGGGCCACACCACAGGCUCCUCCUCCAGGUUAGGGCGGGACCAUGCCGCAGGCUCCUCCUCCAGGGAGAGGGUGGGGCCACGCCACAGACUCCUCCUCCAGGGAGAGGGUGGGGCCACACAACUGGCUCCUCCUCCACGGUUAGGGCAGGGCCACGCCACAGGCUCCUCCUCCAGGGAGAAGGUGGGGUUACGCUGCAGGCUCCUCCUCCAGGGAGAGGGCAGGGCCACACCACAGGCUCCUCCUCCAGGGAGAGGGCAGGGCCACACCACAGGCUCCUCCUCCAGGGAGAGGGUGGGGCCACGCCACAGACUCCUCCAGGGAGAGGGUGGGGCCACACCACUGGCUCCUCCUCCACGGUUAGGGCAGGGCCACGCCACAGGCUCCUCCUCCAGGGAGAAGGUGGGGUUACGCUGCAGGCUCCUCCUCCAGGGAGAGGGCAGGGCCACACCACAGGCUCCUCCUCCAGGUUAGGGCGGGACCAUGCCGCAGGCUCCUCCUCCAGGGAGAGGGUGGGGCCACGCCACAGACUCCUCCUCCAGGGAGAGGGUGGGGCCACACCACUGGCUCCUCCUCCAGGGAGAGGGUGGGGCGGGGCUAGGCCACAAGCUUCUCUUACUGAGUGGGGGCCAGCUGCAGGCUCCUCUUCCAGGACCAACCCUCAGAUUGGGGGGAGAAGGCGGGGUCAGGUAGCCUGCAGUCUCCUUCUCUGAGGUGGGGCCAUCCUCCAGAGGGCCAGGCCGUAGACUCCUCCUCUAGGGAGAAGGUGGGGAGGGGCCAAGCCAUAGGCUCCUCCUCCAGAGGGGUGGGACUAGGUUGCAGGUUCCUUCUCUAGGGCUGGGGUGGGGCCAGACUCCUGGUCCUCCAGAGAGAGGGCCAGCCUUCAGGCUCCUGAGAGGUGGGGUCAGGCAGCAGGCUCCUCCUUAGGGGCGGGGUCGGGCUCCCUGCUGCUCUUCACUGGCUGGGUAGGCGUGGCUAGCGCAGCAGCACCGCCUCUCCUUCCCUGGGAGGACCGUCCCUACUGAGGCUGCUUCCCCGGGGCCUCCCUGGCUGACCCAAGGGGCCAGCCCGAGGUCGAUGGCGGCAGGCCUAAGUCUAGGUGUGGACAUGCCCUUAGUGACAGUCCUCUGGCUGAGGCUCACUGGCGGGCCCAGCUUCCGGGGCCUGGCCAGGACGGAAACAGUGGGGGAGACCAGGCAGGGGCUCCCCUAACUCACCCGGUCUGCGGUGACGGUGUUUGUGGGAGGGGGCUGGCCCAGGGUGCCCAGGAGGAGAGCUGGUGGUUGCCCUCCCCGUAGCUCGGCCCCAUGGCGGAGGGCCCCCUUCUGCUCUGAUCUCUGGUGUCCUCUCCAGUCCAGCCGCUCCAGGCUGCCGGUCAGCCCUUGGUCAGGGGGUGACCCGUACAAUGAGCUUCUUCCUGCGUGCCCUACCCGGGGCCUUGGAGCUGUUGUGGACAAAGCACACACAAGUCCUUAUGCUCUCUUUGUUUUUCCGCCUAAU